Molecule: messenger RNA, 1641 nt
Organism: Lolium rigidum
Lineage: Eukaryota; Viridiplantae; Streptophyta; Magnoliopsida; Poales; Poaceae
Exons: 8
Coding region: 1-1641 (546 amino acids)
Source: RefSeq, a predicted model, not a curated record
AUGGAGAUCCCCGUCAGGCUCGGCGUCACGGAGGGGGAGGAGGAGGAGAUGGAGGAGUACGACAGCGUGUUCUACGAGGACAUCGAGGCGCCCAAGUUCGUCGACCUCACCGCGCCCGACGCCGCCCGCCCCACCGACGACCCCUCCUGGUUCUGCCUCCGCGUCGGCUGCGACCAGAGCCACGAGCACGUCGACCCGGAGGCCCUGGACCGGAGCUUCGUCAUGCGGGUCAUGGCCGCCAGGAGCCCCAACGUCAAGCUGCAGAGGGCCAUCAGCCGGCGAAACCAGAGCUCGAUGCUACCGAAAUGCCCUCAGUCCGUGCCGGCGAAGCCGCGGAGGGCCCGGAUGACGAGGCUGAGCAUGGCGGCGGAGGCCGCCGCCGCCGGGAAGGCCGCGAGGGCGAGGCUGAACGACCACGGGAUUCGCGCCUUCAGGGUUUCUCCGGUCCGGGCCAGAGUCGAACCGUCCAGCGCGAGGAAGAAGGCUCUGACGACGCCCAGGACCAAGACGGCGCUGCGUCCGAGGCAGGAACCGUUGUUCCUCAGCGCGAAGCACCAGAGGGAGCCGGUCGCCGCGGCGGCGCCGGAGGUGAAGGGGGCCGUGGUGAAGGCGCUGUUCACCACCACGCCCAAGAGGGAGACGCCGGCCAAGAAGGGCCAGGCUCCUCCCGUGGCAGAGGUCUGUUCCAAGCUGAAGAAGCUCAACCUGGCGUGCCGGGAGGUGCCUAGCAGGUACUUGGCCCAGGUGUCCACUCCGAAUAAGAUCGCCAAGAAGUGCGAAGAGACCACGGCGGCGGUGAAGAGCGCGAAGAGAGUACAACAGCAGCCAAGGAAUGGGAAGAAGAUCUUGGGCCUUUCGGCGAAAUGCGGUAACGCUGAAGCAGAUGAAGGGAACCGAAGCGGCCGUCAGAACAUCAGUGCGGACGAGAACUCGUCUAAGGGAUCUGCAAGGCGCAAGUGGGGACAGAAGGAGGUGCUGCAGGGUUCACGGAUUCAGGUGGAACCAUUGCAGCCUGACAGUCAUGACGAAGACGACGACAAGGAGAAUGUGUCGUGUGGCGAUCAGCCGACCGCGCAAGACUCAGAUCGGCAAGAUGAAAGCAUGAACCAGUUGGAGAACAAUGAGAAUGCUCCUCAAAAGGUGGUUAAACGGCAGAACAGCAAGAUGAAUGCAGAGCAAGGAGGAAAGCUCAAGAAAACCAUUCAGAGGCCAUUCAGGCUGAGGACUGAUGAAAGACAAGUGUUGAAAGAAACAAAGCCUGAAAGAAAACAGCCGAUUGCCGAGAAGAACACCAUGCCAGUACUGAAGGAUGAUAAUAGACGAGUGAUGCAAACUGGAAGAUGCCCUGAAGGAAAGGGACGAGAUAUACUGACUUGUGGCGACAGACAGAAGAAACAGAAUACACACAUUGCCACGAGCCAGAUUGGUGAAUCUAAAUUGGGUUUGAAUAGUACCCGAUGCGGCAACGUGAGGCCUGCACUGACGAAAGGCAAAACCGUCGAGAAAUCUCACAGAGUUGUGAGGACAGCCUCAUCAACAAGAACAGUCAAACAAACAAGUGGUUUCACAGCACCCUCUCAAGUUGGAAAAGAGAGGAAGAUCUCAGUGAAAACAUCCAGGCUCCAAGCAGCAGCAGUUUGA